This is a messenger RNA of Nematostella vectensis (starlet sea anemone), 1367 nucleotides long. RefSeq lists its product as uncharacterized. The coding region runs from base 71 to 1195 and encodes 374 amino acids. The record is from RefSeq and is a predicted model, not a curated record. The transcript has 3 exons. Lineage: Eukaryota; Metazoa; Cnidaria; Anthozoa; Actiniaria; Edwardsiidae.
GCUGAUAAAUAACGCAAUUCUUUCCAUGGAAUUCAGUUCAUUUCCUUAGAUCCACUGGGACGACGGCGAAAUGCCGUCCCUCACAUUGUGUCUUCUAGCGUGUGUCACGUUUCUUUCAAGCUUUAGUCACGGAGCACAAAUACAUCAGCACGGAUACGUCAAGCCGCUAAACCGUGGAAGUAGUGAGAUUAACUAUUGCACUUGGGGCGACAUCCUGCUUCGCUACAAGACCAGCAACAUGAAAUCAAAUGCUAGUGCUACCCCCCAAGGGUCUGCAACAGAAAACGGGACUCUUGUUGAGAAUGCCAUCUCUCCCAGAAAACCUUUGGAAUCAAAUGUAAUGUUGCCACCGGCGUACAAAACUAAAACGCAACAAAAGACAAGCGGCGUUUCCUCACAGAACAACCUUUUCAGGACGGCUGGAAGUGGAAAUAACAUUUCAUACAUGGAAUUGUCGACGACCACUAAACCACGGCCUCACAAGAACGCAGACGAUGAUCGAUCUGCACAUUCCUAUCUGGACGCCUUUAUUGAUGACUCAUGGAGGGUCGAUGGUGAUAUUGCUCUAUCUGAAGGUAUGCGAGUGGAGAAGUCGAUGGAUCAAAAGGGAAGCGCGGCUCACUCUGUUAGGCAGAAUGUAGAGAUAAAUACACAACAGAAAAUAGCUCAGGUGACAACCAAUACCACCGAGCAGAAAAUAGACAAGACGCCAGCCAAUACCAAAGCGCAGACCACAGUAGUUGCUAAGUACCUGGAGAAGGAUGUUAACAGUUCGUGGUGGUACUCAGGAUUAGUGAAAUCACCGGUAGUCCUGUGGGAAGUUAUGGAAAAUGUGCAAGACAUCUGGACCAGGAUCACGGACCCCGAUGAACGCUGGACAGAGUACAUUUACCGCAACUUCAAGGAAGGACUCAAAGUUCGACACCAAAUGCGAGCUCGUCCACCGAGAGUACAUUUGAGGGAUUACAUCCAGAGGCCCAGGCACACCCUUGCCACCCUAUCAUGUGUACUCAUCAUCACUCUGGCUGUGUACGCGGCCAGGAGAUUCUUCCUUUGGCGCAAACAGCGUUUCCCGCCUUUCGUACACCGGCGCGGCAAGAAAAGACGUCGCAAACUCUCCUCCUUUUAUAUUUUUGUCGAUCUUCUGGUGUGGAUUGGUCAAAACUUACACCUCAUCAACUCAAAGAACAACUAGAACGGAUCAUCAGUCAACUUGUACAGAUGUUUGGCUACUUUUUCUAAACCAGUUACCCGUUGUUAUCCUCCUUGCCCAAAUUUUCCGUUUUGAACGAAAUGUUUAAUACUAAGUGCCUACAGAGGAAAGAUGAGUUGAUAUGAAUUUGAGAAUAAAGAGAGACAUGGCAUGA